Messenger RNA from Armigeres subalbatus, 1327 nucleotides. Its product is annotated as abnormal spindle-like microcephaly-associated protein homolog. Gene Ontology annotation, molecular function: calmodulin binding. The transcript is spliced from 2 exons. NCBI's taxonomy places the organism in Eukaryota, Metazoa, Arthropoda, Insecta, Diptera, Culicidae. Bases 75 to 1217 code for a protein of 380 amino acids. Gene Ontology annotation, cellular component: spindle pole. Gene Ontology annotation, biological process: mitotic cell cycle; spindle organization; establishment of meiotic spindle localization. The record is from RefSeq and is a predicted model, not a curated record.
UUAGUAACCAUUGCAAUUAUACUAAUCUACAGAGGUUGAAAACCGUACGCGCCAUUUGAGGGCAUUUACCAAAAAUGAACUUCCUCCUGCACCGUCAACGUACUCCCGGAAAGGUAAUUCCGGUUCCGAACGAGCUGAAGGAGCUUAUGCUGGAAAUAAGCCGCGAAGUACUGCGGGCACAACCAAAAAGUGUCAUUCAUUUUAUCGCCGACUAUCUAGAAGCGAAGCUGAUCCGUCGAGAGAAUCAGGUGGUGGCGGACAAGGUCGUGGAUACUGUCUUGGACACCAGCUUGGACAUAAUCAACAUGUUGGAUGAGAUGGGAUUGAACCAGGAGAAAGCCGAACAGGCGGUUCAUAUGAUAAGGGACGCUUUUCAGAAACAUUUCAAGAUUCGGAUGUCGGAUGAACAUCUGAGGGAGGCUUUUCGUGAAGCUGAAGUGCUGAAAAGGUUGAUAGAGGAGUGCGGAUUCACCGAGAGUGAAGCGUUGAAAGCAGGGAAAAUAAUUGAGAGGGCCUACAAGACAUAUUUCUUGAGAAACGUAUACAAGGACUAUCAUCGACCAGCGGUAACAAGCGAUUGGGAAGAAGCGGCUAAACAUACACUUGGAAUUUAUGCGCAGAGUGGAGCAACGAAGGAGGAGAUGGAACGGGCGGCUGUAAGAAUACAAGCAACUUAUCGAGGGUACUUCACACGGAAGCGUCAAGAGUUGGACCGUAAAGCUGCAGUUAUACAGGAAGCGUACAGAAAACAUCAGGACAAACAAAUUACUACCGAGGUUUUGGAUCAGAUCAUAGACGAUGUGAUAGAACCAAAGUUUUCAGCACGGGAGGAGGUGUUGCGCAUACUUGACAUGGUUUUGAACGAAAAACCCUCUCGGGAACUAACGGAAGAAACCGUAAAUGAUGCUGCAAUCAAAAUCCAAUCCGCUUAUCGUGGAAGUAAAACACGAAAAGAAGUGAUGGCAAUGGAGCUUCCAACAGCAGGGCCAUCAAAUUACUCUAAAGAAAGAGAUGAAGGAAUUUCGGACCCACCACCACGAAUCAGCUCCGAAGGUUCCCUUGAAAAAGCAGCCACUUUGACGCAGUCCCUUGCCAGAGGUCAUCUGACCCGCAAGAAGAUUCAAACGGAGGAAGCCGCCAUCAAGAUACAGAGUCUAGCAAGAGGUCACAUAGCUAGAAAGCAGUUGUCAGCCGCUCAGAGCCAGCAGGACAAAUAGUUAACCUUCCAAUGCCAUAACGGCGACGACGACGACUGGUCUAAUAAGGGCACGCAGUUGAGGUCAUGGAAACAGAGACAUUGAAAUUUUUGUUUAAUAAACUUACCAUU